Messenger RNA from Gamsiella multidivaricata, 1212 nucleotides. Its product is annotated as kinase-like domain-containing protein. Gene Ontology annotation, cellular component: nucleus; plasma membrane; cytoplasm. The record is from RefSeq and is a predicted model, not a curated record. Lineage: Eukaryota; Fungi; Mortierellomycota; Mortierellomycetes; Mortierellales; Mortierellaceae. The transcript has 6 exons. Gene Ontology annotation, molecular function: ATP binding; protein serine/threonine kinase activity. Gene Ontology annotation, biological process: protein phosphorylation. The coding region runs from base 1 to 1212 and encodes 403 amino acids.
AUGAACGGACACCAUCUCGGUAUCCCAAAGAGUCCCAAUGGAUCAGCACUGGAUCUCAGGAGAGGUGCCUUCCGUCGGACGUACUCUUCCAACUCGAUAAAGAAAAAGACCGUCGAGGUCACCCCGAGCAGCUUUGUUAAGCUUCGUCUACUGGGCAAGGGCGACGUCGGCAAAGUAUAUCUCGUGCGUCAAAAGGACACGGACAGACUCUAUGCCAUGAAAGUUCUAUCCAAGAAGGAAAUGAUCAAGAGGAACAAGAUUAAGCGAGCGUUCGCGGAGCAGGAGAUCCUGGCCACGUCCAACCAUCCUUUCAUUGUCACAUUAUACCACUCUUUUCAGUCAGAGGACUACCUCUAUCUCUGCAUGGAAUACUGCAUGGGGGGCGAGUUCUUUCGAGCGCUGCAAACAAGGCCUGGGAAAUAUCUGCAGGAAGAAGAUGCCAAGUUCUAUGCGGCGGAGGUCAUUGCAGCAUUGGAAUAUCUUCAUCUGAUGGGGUUUAUCUACCGCGAUCUCAAACCCGAGAAUAUUCUGCUGCAUCAGACUGGACAUAUCAUGCUGACUGAUUUCGAUCUGUCGAAGCAAUCUUCGCCAGCGGGAGAACCUACGGUCGUGAAGACAGGGUCACCAUCCAUACCUCCAGCUAUCGAUACGAAGUCCUGCAUCGCCAACUUGAGGACCAAUAGCUUCGUUGGAACUGAGGAGUACAUUGCUCCAGAAGUCAUCAAAGGAUGUGGACACACCUCUGCUGUGGAUUGGUGGACGCUAGGCAUUCUGAUGUACGAGAUGUUGUUUGGAGUGACCCCCUUCAAGGGCAAGGACAGGAAUACGACCUUCCAGUCGAUCUUGCACACGGACGUGCAAUUCCCGGACCACCCAGGCGCACAACCGAUCUCGUCACUGUGCAAGUCUGUGAUCCGCAAAUUGUUGAUCAAGGAUGACCAGCUCCGGCUAGGGUCGAAGGCGGGUGCGAGUGAUGUGAAAUCACAUCCGUUCUUCAAGACGACGAACUGGGCACUGUUGAGACAUUUGCCGCCGCCUAUCAUACCCCAGCCUUCGUUUGGCGCCGAUGCGAUCAAUUUCCGGCAGAUGCAGGAGUCUGUCAGUUUAGAUAUCGAGGGCGAGGAGCUGGUUCUUCAACAGCCCGGGACCAAGAACUUGUUUGCUAACUUUAGUUCUGUCACUUUGCAUCAUGACGGCGAUGAUGAUAUGUAA